AUGGAGAAAGAACGUACUUUGUGCUCAUCGCUAAUACCAAAAGUUUCUAUGAUGCCAUCAAGACGAUUUGACAAUAGGAUAAUAAUAAAUGUCAGUGGUAUUCGUUAUGAAACUUACAAAUCGACGUUAAAAAAUAUUCCUGAUACUCGAUUGUCUUGGCUAACUGAGACAACUGCUAGUAACCCUGAUUACGAUCCUGUAACAGACGAAUUUUUCUUUGAUCGUCAUCCCGGAGUAUUCUGUAUGAUUCUGAACUAUUACAGAACGGGAUUUCUUCAUGUUCCUACAGAUGUAUGUGGUCCACUUUUUGAAAAUGAAUUAAACUUUUGGGGUCUUGAUGAAAAACAAAUAGAACCCUGUUGUUGGUCAAAUUAUCGUGCACACCGAGAAGCCCAGCAGACUGUCACUGAAUUGGAUAAUGGAGAAGAUGAAGAUAUCCAUGAAGAUGAAGUACCAAAUAUAUUUGGUAUUAGUGAUGAUGUCAGUGAAAGAACAUUUUGGCAAAACUGGAAACCAAAAAUUUGGAGAAUAAUGGAAUAUCCCAAUUCUUCUAUACCAGCUAAAAUCAUGGAGGGAAUUUCUGUCUUCUUCGUUUUGAUGUCAAUUGUAUCUUUCACUUUGGAAUCACUUGAAGAUUUUCGUAUACCAGUAUUACACAACUCUACACUUAAUGUCCGGCAAAAAAUCAUGAAAACAAAUCCUUUGAAAGUAUUUAAAAUUCUCGAGAUAACAUGCAUUGCUUACUUUACAUUUGAAUUAGUUGUCCGAUUAAUAUUUUGUCCCAAUCGAUUAAUCUUUUUUAAAAAUUUUCUCAAUUGGAUUGACGUUUUCUCAUUAAUACCAUUUUAUUUACGUGAAAUCGUGGAUAGAUUUGUCGGAAUGAAAACAGAAGUUUCAUAUUAUGUCAAUAUGUUGCGUCUCAUACGUAUUUUUCGAAUUUUACGUUUGACGCGACAUGUCAGUGGUAUACGAAUAUUAGCUCACACAGUGAAGGCGAGUGCAAAAGAACUACUUCUAUUGAUAAUUGUUGUCUUUAUGGGAAUAACCAUAUUUGCAUGCCUUAUCUAUUACGCCCAGCAAAUAGAUGAAACAGCUAGCAACAAAUUUUUGAAUAUUCCCAUCGGAUUUUGGUGGGCUCUCGUUACUAUAACAACUCUUGGAUAUGGUGACUAUGUUCCAGACACCCUACUCGGUUACAUUAUUGGAGCAAUAUGCUCUCUUUGCGGUGUUCUUAUGCUGGCGCUUCCAGUACCAGUUAUUGUCAAUAAUUUUACCCUUUAUUACUCACAUGCUCAAGCAAAGCUGAAACUACCAAAAAAGACCAAGAAAGUUCUUGUAGGUGCGGCCGAUGCCUUAAAAGAAAUGGUGUUUAGUGAAGAAGACCAGCUAUCAGAAAAGCAGGAGUCAAUUUCCACCAGCAUCACGUCUAUAUAUGGUAAAACUAGUCAAGAUAGCGCAAUUGACAGUACAGACAGUUCCUCCAAAACACAAACCAAUUCAAACGAGGUAGUGGGAAUUCGUGUUAUUUACGUCGAUGAAGUAGCUCAGGGAACUGACGAAAAUCGAGCUAACAGAAAGCAGUCUUCUAAGAAAAAUCUAGAGAAGAGAAACAGUGUUCACCCAUUACAAGAAAGACUUGAACAGACUUCAGAUGUAACUGCGCAUCGUCUUCAACAACGUUCUCAUUCAUUGGGGCGGAGAAGUUCUUUCUUUCCACGAAAUCUCACUGACAUUGAAUAAAAAACUUUAUCUGAUAAAGAGGUUUGCUGAAAAAAAUUAC
This is a messenger RNA of Octopus bimaculoides (California two-spot octopus), 1780 nucleotides long. Its product is annotated as potassium voltage-gated channel protein Shaw. The record is from RefSeq and is a predicted model, not a curated record. Gene Ontology annotation, molecular function: delayed rectifier potassium channel activity; protein binding. Gene Ontology annotation, biological process: protein homooligomerization; action potential; potassium ion transmembrane transport. Gene Ontology annotation, cellular component: neuronal cell body membrane; dendrite membrane; voltage-gated potassium channel complex. NCBI's taxonomy places the organism in Eukaryota, Metazoa, Mollusca, Cephalopoda, Octopoda, Octopodidae.